Molecule: messenger RNA, 2949 nt
Organism: Scleropages formosus (Asian bonytongue)
Lineage: Eukaryota; Metazoa; Chordata; Actinopteri; Osteoglossiformes; Osteoglossidae
Gene: vps52
Product: VPS52 subunit of GARP complex
Exons: 20
Coding region: 190-2385 (731 amino acids)
Biological process (GO): Golgi to vacuole transport; retrograde transport, endosome to Golgi; endocytic recycling
Cellular component (GO): GARP complex
Molecular function (GO): syntaxin binding
Source: RefSeq, a predicted model, not a curated record
GUCUGGAAACACCGCCCUCUCCAUUCUUUCUUACUUUAAUACAUUUGGCUUUGCGACUGUAGCGAGUUUCUAGCUCGCGUAGUAAUGAGAAAUUAACACAAAAUUGCAUUAAACCACAACUGUAUAUGUUACUUGAUUUGUGGAUUGGUGUGAAUCCACUGUUAUAAGUACGCAGCGAUUGUGAGAGCGAUGAUGAUGAUGGCCGACGCGGGAGUAGUAGUAGUAGAGACAAGCUCCGGGCUGUCCGAUGUAAACACAGCCGGUUCGACCUCCGCGGCUCUGGCCUCUUUACACGAAGAGAUGAAGUGCGAUCUGGAGGCAGUUCCUGCUCUGAACCUGGGCGAGCUGGACCUCACCACGAAUGAGUUCAUCCUGGAUGAAGUGGACAUCCACAUUCAGGCCAAUCUGGAGGAUGAUCUGGUGAAGGAAGCGCUAAAAACCGGUGUGGACCUCAGGCAGUACUCCAAACAGGUGGAAUCCGAGCUUCAGCGCAUCGAACAGGCUUCAAUCAAAGACUACAUUAAAGAAAGCCAAAACAUUGCCUCUCUUCACAACCAGAUUACUGCCUGUGACUCUAUAUUGGAGCGCAUGGAAGGGAUGUUGAGCGGCUUCCAGAGUGACCUGUCCUCCAUCAGCAGCGAGAUCCAAACGCUGCAGCAGCAGUCCGUCAGUAUGAAUGUUCGACUCAAGAACCGGCAGGCUGUGCGCAGCCAACUCAGUCAACUGGUGGAUGAGCUGGUGGUGCCCAGCACCAUGAUCUCGGUUAUCCUGGAGAGUCCUGUGACAGAGCAGGAGUUCCUGGAGCAGCUUCAUGAGCUCAACAAUAAGAUCAACUUUGCCAAGGAGCUCAGCUUCCGUGAAACUCUGGCCUGCUCCGACAUCCAGGACAUUGUGGACCGCCUCAAGAUCAAGGCUGUGACUAAGAUCCGAGAAUUCAUCUUGCAGAAGAUUUACUCCUUCAGAAAGCCCAUGACUAACUAUCAGAUCCCACAGAACACACUGCUCAAGUAUAGAUUCUUUUAUCAGUUCCUGCUGGCGAAUGAAAGGCAGGUGGCAAAAGAGAUCCGGGAUGAAUAUGUGGGCACCAUGAGCAAGAUCUACUACAGCUACUUCAAGUCGUACAGCGGGAGGCUGAUGAAAGUGCAGUAUGAGGAGGUGGCGGACAAAGAUGAUCUCAUGGGUGUCGAGGACACGGCUAAGAAGGGCUUUUUUUCCAAACCGUCGCUGAAGAGCAGGAACACUAUUUUCACCCUGGGCCAACGAGGUGCAGUGUUGAGCCCUGCGGAGCUCGAGGGGCCUAUUCUCAUUCCCCACACUGCACAAAGAGGGGACUGCAGGUACCCCUACGAGACGCUGUUUCGCAGCCAGCACUACGCCCUCCUGGACAACGGCUGCCGGGAGUUCCUUUUUAUUUCCGACUUCUUUAUGGUGGCUGGCAACUCUGCACUGGACCUUUUCAACUGCAUCAUGGGAAAGACUCUCAGCAUGUUCCUGAAGAGCAUGUCCACCUACGUGUCUGACUGCUACGACAGCAUCGCCAUCUUCCUCUGCAUCCACAUCAUCCUCCGCUUCAAGGCCAUCACAGCCAAGAGGAACAUUCCGGCACUGGACAAGUACUGGGAGGCUGUGUUGGAGCUGUUGUGGCCGAGGUUCGAGCUGAUCCUGGAGAUGAACAUCCAGAGCAUCCGAGACACAGACCCUCAGAAGCUGGGUGUGCUGGAUACCAGGCCACACUAUAUCACACGCCGUUAUGCAGAGUUCUCCUCCGCCAUCGUCAGCAUCAACCAGACGUUUCCCAACGAGAGAACCAACGCCCUUCUUGGGCAGCUGCAGGUUGAAGUGGAAAACUUUGUCCUGAAAAUGGCUGCAGAGUUCCCCUCCAGGAAGGACCAGCUCAUCUUCCUCAUCAACAACUACGACAUGAUGCUCAGCGUUCUUAUGGAGAGAGCAGCAGAUGACAGUAAGGAGGUGGAGGGCUUCCAGCAGCUUCUCCUAGCCAGAACGCAGGAGUUCAUAGAGGAGAUCCUGUCCCCUCCCUUUGGUGGGAUGAUUGCCUUUGUGAAGGAGAGCGAAGCCCUCAUGGAGAAAGGGCAGCUGGACCGGCUGAAAAACGAUGAAGCCCGGAUCACCCAGCUAGUCAGGGGGUUCUCGAGUACCUGGAAGCAGUCAGUGGAAGCUCUCAGCCAAGAUGUCAUGAGGUCCUUCACCAACUUCAAGAAUGGAACCAGCAUCAUACAGGGAGCACUAACCCAGCUGAUCCAGUACUACCAUGGCUUCCACAAAGUCCUCUCCCAACCCACCUUCCGCAGCCUGGCCGUCCGCUCUGAGCUCAUCAAUCUCCACCACCUCAUGGUGGAGGUCAAGAAGCACAAGCCCAACUUCUGAGUGGCAUGUUGAUGAAUGGAGUGGGAACUGGACUCAGACUCUGCAAUGAAGACUGUGGCAGUGAGGGGAAAUACCUUUCUGAGAAUCACUCCUAUUUUUCCAUUUUUAAACUGGGUUCCAUCCCAUGGCACUGUCCAGCUUUUACAGUCCUUUAUGAGUGACUGUCAGUACAUUUUAAAAUGAGGGAGGUUAAAAGACGAUGAGGCUGAAGCAUCAGUGUCACCAGUCACUUCAGACUGAAGUGGACACACUUGGGAUUUUUCUGUGUCUGUAUGGAUGUCACAAUGUUUUAACUGCAGUGGCUUGUUGAAGAAUCUGCUGGGUGCGAGGCUGAUUAAAUCCUUUGGUAUGAAAAUUAAUGAAAAUUGGCAGAAUCUCUGAUGGGCUCAGUUUAAGCUGAUGGGUUCUUGGAAUACUCUACAUAUUUAAAUUGUGAAUUCUCUAAUAAAUGUAUAUGUAAUAGUCAUUCCACUGGUAAUCAUUCAGUAACUGUUUCAAUAUGAUUCUAUUUAAAAAAAGAACACUUAUUUGAAAAAACCAUGAUUUAAUUUUUUACUAUGUUUA